CUAGAAUCGGAAUUACCGGUUCCAGUUUUAAUUUGAACUCUUAAACGCUUGUGAAAUUUACAACAAUACCAUCAUUAUUCAUUCCUGAGUCUUCCGUAUAAGAAAGGGGAUAAUUUGAAAAACCGCAACAAAUUAUGGGGACUCACGGCACCGAAUGGCAGUCCGUCUCUCCACUUCCAGAAUUAGGUCAAAUGGUUUGUGGAACUUGUAGAACUUUGGUUUUUUAUCCUAGAGGAGCCCCUCGUGUUAGAUGUGUAUCCUGUAAAACAAUCAAUCUUGUUUUAGAAGAUCAUCAAAUUGGAAAUGUAAACUGUGCAAAUUGUGAAGUAUUGCUUAUGUACCCAUAUGGAGCUCCAAAAGUAAAAUGUUCAUGUUGCCAUUCAAUAACUGAUGUUGGGGAGCACAACCAACGCCCUCGCCUUUCUGAUCAACAGGGCCCACCUCCACACGCUGUAAUUUAGAAACAUUUUGAACAAUGUAUGACUGUAUGAGCUGGGUGAUCGUGAAUAUAUGCUUGGCUUCAACCUUUGUUUUAGGAGUCUCAUUUGAAUUUCUGCACAAGCUUUACAGAGUUGCAUGUUUAUGUAUAGAACCAGUUGGAAUUGUCUCAAUGAAGAACUCAGUAAGACUACGGUCCUGUUUGGAAUUGCUAGGUGAUUCUUUUAUGGGUAUAUAUAUAUUUUUUGAAGCGAUAGCACUACCGUCUGCAUCCGUUAAUUCCUCGAUCUAUCAGAUUUUGUUGUACAGUCCCAUCUAGGAUAGAAUUCAUGAAAAAUGUUGAAAAGGUGUUCCUGACAAAAUUGAUCUGAAAGUCAUUCAUCUGUUAUGAACCUUCAUAUAAUUCAGCACAACUUGGAUCAGGUCUAGUAGUGAUCUCUGUCAAGGUUCUUCAAUGAAAAGUUUGAUCUUGAUGGA
This is a messenger RNA of Papaver somniferum (opium poppy), 915 nucleotides long. Its product is annotated as protein LOL2-like. Lineage: Eukaryota; Viridiplantae; Streptophyta; Magnoliopsida; Ranunculales; Papaveraceae. The record is from RefSeq and is a predicted model, not a curated record. Bases 135 to 461 code for a protein of 108 amino acids. The transcript is spliced from 4 exons.